Zophobas morio is the source of this 7085-nucleotide messenger RNA. It is a transcript of the gene VGlut, whose product is annotated as vesicular glutamate transporter 1. The record is from RefSeq and is a predicted model, not a curated record. Gene Ontology annotation, cellular component: excitatory synapse; synaptic vesicle membrane. Lineage: Eukaryota; Metazoa; Arthropoda; Insecta; Coleoptera; Tenebrionidae. The coding region runs from base 168 to 1982 and encodes 604 amino acids. Gene Ontology annotation, molecular function: L-glutamate transmembrane transporter activity; neurotransmitter transmembrane transporter activity. Gene Ontology annotation, biological process: neurotransmitter loading into synaptic vesicle; monoatomic anion transport; transmembrane transport. The transcript has 8 exons.
UGGCGAGGGCGGCGUGGAGACGGCGCCAAAACGUCUUCCCGGAACACUCCGGGGACCACACGUUCCCCGGACCUGACGUCGUUUGCCUGAUGCUGCUGCAUUCUGUGAUGAUGGCCAGUCGACACCGACACGUCGUACCGAGUGUUUAGUGAGCGCCUUUGUGGGGCAUGCCCGAUUUUGGAGCUUUCGGCAGACUCGGCGGCGGCAAGAGCGACGACAUGGGGGGCGGGUGGAAUGUCCAACAUCAACAAUUCGGGACCCCCAUCAAGAAAGGGAGUGAGGGGGCAGAGGCCGUCAGCUCGCCGGAAAGCAUGCCGGACUACGAUCCACCUCCUUUGAGACCCAUAGACCACUAUCUCCGCCCGGAGUGUCCCUGCUUGUCCAAGAGGGCGACGGUGGCCUUGUUUAGUUGCUUAGGUUUUAUCAUUAUGUUCGGGAUGAGGACCAGUAUGGGGGUUGUGAAGCUACAGUUCGAGAACCAGACGAACGAGACCAGCGCCGCCGUCGACUCGGCCAUCUUCUGGGGCUACUUUAUAACCCAAAUUCCUGGAGGUCUCAUCGCUGCUGCCUACCCAGCGAACAAGCUCUUCGGUCUGGCCAUUGGCACGUCGUCGUUCCUCAACCUCUUCGUGGCCCCCUUUUACAAGGACCGUCAGAUUCUCAUCAUCAUCAAAGUGAUGCAGGGUCUGGUGGAGGGGGUUACCUAUCCGGCUUGUCAUGGUAUCAUGCGCUACUGGGCGCCCCCUCUGGAACGUUCCAAACUGGCCACGCUGGCCUUCAGCGGCUGCUACGCCGGAGUCAUGUUUUCCAUGCCCAUCUCCAGCGAGCUGGUGAAGAGGUUAGGCCCCAUGUCUCCCUUCUACUUCUACGGGGUCGUGGGCUUGAUGUGGUACUUGGCUUGGUUGUGGCUGGUGUUCGAGAAGCCGGCGUACCACCCGGUCAUCGACCGCUCCGAGCUCUACUACAUAGAGAACUCCCUAGGGCAUGCCACCGAGAAUUACGUGUCCCCCAACCUCGCGAACACGCCCUGGAAGACCUUCUUCACUUCCAUGCCUUGUUACGCGAUUUUCGUGGCGAACUUCUGCAGGUCCUGGAAUUUUUACCUCCUGGUGCUGUUUCAAGCGACGUACUUCAAGAACGCCUACCACGUGGACAUCGAAGAGAAUGGCUUCCUGGGUGCGCUGCCCCACUUCCUGAUGACCAUCAUCGUCCCCAGCGGCGGCAUCCUCGCCGACCGUCUCCGUAAGAAGGGACUUCUUAACACCACCCAGGUCCGCAAGCUCUUCAACUGCGGCGGCUUCGGAAUGGAGGCUACGUUCUUCCUGAUCAUGGCCUUCUCCGAUACCUACGUAGAGGGCAUGGCGGCGCUCACCAUCGGGGUGGCUUUCAGCGGCUUCGCGAUCUCGGGCUUCAACGUCAACCAUCUGGACAUCGCGCCGCGCUACGCCAGCAUCCUCAUGGGCGUGUCCAACGGGAUCGGGACCAUCGCUGGGUGCAUCUGUCCCUACGUGGUCCACCUAAUCACGAAUGAAGACGAGAGCCGCAAGCAGUGGCGCUACGUCUUCAUCCUCUCCGCCUUGAUCCACUACGCCGGCAUCAUCUUCUACGGCUUUUUCGCCUCCGGCGAGCUCCAGGACUGGGCCGACCCGCGCGCCGCCGAGGACAAGCAGUGGAACCAGCUGAACGAGGCAAUGCCCGUCAAGGCACCGAACCAGAACAACGGCCUGCUGGAGCGCCAGCUCAGCGGCAAGCUCAACUACGGCUCGGUGGACACACCGGCGCCGCCGCCCAAGCCCCAACUACCGGCCGCCCCCGGCAGGGUGCCGCCGGAAGCGCCGCCCCCGGCGCAGCCCCCGUCGGUCCCGUUCGUGCCCAGCGGCAACCCCUUCCUGUCCGGGAACAACCCGUUCCGGCAGGAGCAGGUGCAGCCGCAAGCCCAGGACACGUACAUGCACGGUACUGUCUACGACCGCACGUACUAAGGGUACAUGUAUACUUGGUUUCAUUUGCGGGAAGAUUGGUUUAUUUUAGUGAUAAAUAGAUUUUUUGGUUCGACAAGUGGAACCAAGUAUUGAUAAGGAAAGUGCGAUAACUAGGGUCUAAUUUGCAUUUGUCGUCACAAGGGCCUGAACUAUAGUUAAAAAAAUGUUGAAACGGACAAAUUCGUCAAAUGAUUUUGUUUGUUUCAAGGUUUCUUCUAUAAUCAUUUUUUUGAGUUCCAGUUACUAGAAGUAGUUAAACGUGGCCCUAGUUUGGGAUAGGUGAAUUUUAAGUGCAUUUUGCAAUGUAUAAAUAAAAUUUAGAACAUUUAGUGGUCCCAGAAAAUUAAGAAAAAUAGUGUGCAAAAGUCGUCUUUUACAUUUUUUUGAGCAGAUUUUUCUUAAAUUGUGUUACUAAAACUGUGAAAAUUUUGAGAAUUUUCAGAAGCUUUAGAAUUUCUGAAAGCGCAAAGGUCUGCUGAAAUCGUUGACGUCUUUGAAAUAUUUAUAAUCUUUAUAAUUUUGGAAAUCCCCACGAAAGUCUUCAAAAUUUUGGGACUAUCCAGAUUUGAAAAUCAGAAUUUUCGUAAUCUCUGGAAUUUGUGCAAUCUUUGGAAUAUUUGAGUUUUUGGAAUCUUCAGUCUUCGAAAUUUUCAGAAUCUUCAGAUUCUUUAGAAUUUUUGAAAUUUCAAGUCUUGAUUUAUCGGAAAUUUGAAAUUUCUGAAGUCUCUGGAAUCUUCGCAAUCUUCAUUUUCUGCCAAAUUUUUAAAUAUCUUUACUAAUAUUCAGAAUUCUUAUAAUUUCUGGAAUUUCAAGUGUCUUGGAAUAUCCGAAAUCUAGAAUUUCUGAAAUCUCUGGAACCUUUGGAAUCUUUAUGAUCUUCAGAAUUUUUGGAAUCUUCACUCUUCGAAAUCUUCAGAAUCUUUGGAAGCUUCAAUAUCUUCAGAAUUUUGGAAUCUUUAGAACCUCUGAAAUCCUAACAGUCUCUGAAUAUCGGAAAUUUGAAAUUUCUGAAGUUUCUGGAAUCUUUGAAGUUUCCGGAAUCUUUAGUCUUUAGGAUCUUCGAAAUCUUCAAUACCUGAAAAAGCUUUUAAAUCUUUAGUCUUACAAAUAUUCAGAAUUCCUAGAAUUUCUGGAAUUUCAAGUGUCUUGGAAUAUUCGAAAUCUUCGGAAUUUCUGAAAACUCUGGAACCUUUGGAAUCUUUAUGAUCUUCAGAAUUUUUGUAAUCUUCACUUUUCGAAAUAUUCAGAAUCUUUGGAAGCUUCAAUAUCUUCAGAAUUUUAUAAUCUUUAGUACUUCUGGAAUCCUAAGAGUCUCUGAAUAUCGUAAAUUUGAAAUUUCCGAAAUCUUUGGAGUUUUCAGAAUCUUUAGAAUUUUUGAAAUUUCAAGAGGUAUAUAGCAAAUUUGAAAUUUCUGAAGUCUCUGGAAUCUUUGCAAUCUUUAUGAUGUUCAGAAUUUCUAGAAUUUCUGGAAUUUCAAGUGCUUUGGAAUAUACGAAAUCUUUGGAAUUUCCCAAACCUCUGAAAUAUUUGAAUCUUUAUGAUCUUCAGAAUUUUUGGAAUCUUCACUCUUCGAAUAAUUCAGAAUCUUUGGAAGCUUCAAUUUCUUCAGAAUUUUGGAAUCUUUAGUACUUCUGGAAUCCUAACAAUCUCUAAAUAUCGUAAAUCUGAAAUUUCUGAAAUUUUUGUUUUUUUCAGAAUUUUUGGAUUUUUCAGCCUUCUGAAUCUUUAGAAUCUUUAAAAUUUUUGAAAUUUCAAGAGUCUGGGUAUAUCGGAAAUUUGAAAUUUCUGAAGUCUCUGGAUAUCUUUGAAGUUUCUGGAAUCUUCACUGCCCGCAAAAUUUUUAAUAUAUUUAGUCAUACAAAUAAUCAGAAUGCCUAGGAUUUCUGGAAUUUCAAGUGUCUUGGAAUAUCCGAAAUCUUUGGAAUUUCCGAAAUCUCUGAAACUUUUGGAAUCUUUAUGAUCUUCAGAAUUUCUGAAAUCUUUACUCCUCGAAUUAUACAGAAUCUUUGGAAGCUUCAAUAUUUUCAGAAUUUUGGAAUCUUUAGUACUUCUGGAAUUCUAACAGUCUCUGAAUAUCGUAAAUUUGAAAUUUCUGAAACCUUUGGAGUUUCAGAAUUUUUGGAUUCUUCAGCCUUCUAAAUCUUCAGAAUCUUUAGAAUUUUUGAAAUUUCAAGAGUCUCGGUAUAUCGGAAAUUGGAAAUUUCUGAAGUCUCUGGAUAUCUUUGAAGUUUCUGGAAUCUUCACUACCCGCAAAAUUUUUAAUAUCUUUAGUGUUACAAAUAAUCAGAAUUCCUAGAAUUUCUGGAAUUUCAAGUGUCUUGGAAUAUCCGAAAUUUUUGGAAUUUCCGAAAUCUCUGAAACCUUUGGAAUCUUUAUGAUCUUCAGAAUUUCUGAAAUCUUCACUCCUCGAAUUAUACAGAAUUUUUGGAAGCUUCAAUAUUUUCAGAAUUUUGGAAUCUUUAGUACUUCUGGAAUUCUAACAGUCUCUGAAUAUCGUAAAUUUGAAAUUUCUGAAAUCUUUGGAGUUUCAGAAUUUUUGGAUUUUUCAGCCUUCUAAAUCUUCAGAAUCUUUAGAAUUUUUGAAAUUUCAAGAGUCUCAGUAUAUCCGAAAUCUUCGGAAUUUCUGAAAUGUCUGGAACCUUUGGAAUCUUCAUGAUCUUUAGAAUUUUUGGAAUAUUCACUCUUCGAAAUAUUCAGAAUCUUCAGGAGCUUAAAUAUCUUCAGAAUUUUGGAAUCUUCAAUAUUUGAAAUAUUCCGAAUCUUUAGUUCUUCUGGAAUCCUAAGAGUCUCAGAAUAUCGUAAAUUUGAAAUUUCUGAAAUCUCAAGAACUUGGGAAAAUUCUGAAUCUUUGGAGUUUCUGGAAUCUUCAUAAUCUUCAGAAUCUCAGGAAUCUUCAAAGUCGUUUUUUGAGGAAGUUUGGAACAGAUUUUUCUUAAAUUGUGUUACUAAAAAAUCUCAAAACGCCGAUUGUGAGUUAAAAUUGUAAUUUUUUAAGAAAUAAACCUUCAUAGAAUUGAGCCAAAAAUUGUAAGUCUAAAAAUUUUGAAAAGCAAGAAUCUGAAAAAAGUGCAUUUAUAAAAAAACAUAAAUAUUUUGGAACUGGACGAAAAAUUCGAAAAGGUUUUUUUUAUAUAAUAAAGAAUGAAUGUGGUAAUCUAAUAUAAAAUAAUAAUAGUGGAAUAAGUAAGAAUGAUGAGAUAAUGUUUACUUACGCCACAUGUGGAAAACACUUGCCAUACGAGUAUGUUAAUAACGUGUUAGCCUACGUGUUGCGUUGAAACUUUUAUCUACGACUUGUCUAAAGCAGCUCGAUUAUAGUCUAAUUGUGUAAAUUCGAAAUUGUCAUAUCAAAUAUAUUUUUAGGUGAAUUUAUCACCAAUGAUUCAGAUUAGUUCGAGUUGUCAAGCAUUUCGUCAAAACUGGAAUAAAUGAAUGCCAUAAUCUAACAUUACCGCACUAGAGCGGUAUAUAACUCAUUUGUGCCUCAAAUGAUCAUGAAUGAAACUUAUUUAUGUUACAAGUACACGUAUAACCACAAAAUUUUAUCUACGACUCUUUGUGCACUAUUUUAAACCGCACCUUAUUUUCUCGGACUGGUCAAGCGUCGGGGUAACUAGCUCUAGUACUAUCUACAAUUACUACGAUUAAUACUGUACAGAACUAGAAUGAUUUGGAAGAGUGUAACUUAUAACUGAGGUUUUGAAAGAAUUUUUGGAAAUAUUUUGUAAAAACUGCAAUUGUUAGACGAGGCACUUUUUUUAAAAAACUUACCUUUACAUUAGGUAGAUAGAAAAAAAUUGUCAAUUUGUAUAGAAUUUGUUACCACUGAAGACCUAAGUAGCUAAACAGAACAUAGAUUCUACUGAUUUCUAGAACCUUUGUUUGAGCGACUAUAUCUUAAGGCAUAUAAAUAAUAACUAAAACAUUUAUCUUGACACUGUACUAGGGAUAAACUGUGUUAUAUAUAAAGUCAUAUUUUAUUCUUCUAUCAUCAAUCAUUUGAUGUUGGUAUUUUCUUGAGAAUUUCUCGGAGAAGCGUCCGCUUUGUGUCUACAUCAUCUGAACCGUGGCUCGUAGAUAGUAGUUCCGCCGGUCUAUAUAGCAACUUCCAUUUAAAAAAAAAAAAAAAAAAAUUCUCCGACAUUUUCUCUCUGUAAAAUUUCGUUGUGUACAUAAUCAUAUCUUUUUCCUUCAUUUCGUCGCGUUAUAGAACGCUAAGUAUUUGAGGACUUACCUCAAGGCUGUGUUGACAAUAAUAAAGGUGAGUUCAUCUCACCGAAUCGUUGAUAAUAAAGGAGAUAAUAAUUAGGUUAAGUCUGAAUGCGCGAGAAGGUAUACCGAGCCAGAGAAGUCUUGACAAAGUACAAAGGGAAGAGGGCGCGAUCAUUAAAUUGUGUUGCUCAUACAAUAGCGGCAACCCUCCAUACACGUCGCUGCAACCCGUUAUACGCGUGUACGUUGGGUUGCCUAUCCGCUUGUUCGAAGUACGUGCUACAUUAAAUUUGACUAUAUAUUUUAUGUUUCGUUUUCGCUGCAGCAGCACCUAUUUCUUCCAAGCGAGUCGUGUAUGAAGUGUAAAUUUAAAUCGGUGUUAGAUGUUUUCUAUGUUCCUUCCACUUCUUCACUGUCUCUCUCUAACUUGUCAAUAAUUGCGUAAAUGUAUAAAAUGUACUCUUGUUUGCGUGGUGUGGAUUCCGCGCCAUUGUUUUUCGUUUCGGAAAUGAGCAAUACCUGCUUUUAGGCUACUUUUACCGUUCGUUUUACAUUUGUACCAUUCUUGGCAAGGAUUGAGUCCGGGGACCGGAUGAUCCUUAUGGACUGGAUUCGUGCGAAGAGCAGUAGUGUAGAGGCAAUAAAUGAUGCAAAUAUUCAUGUUAAAUUUAGUGUUUUUUAAAACCUUGCAUAUCUAUGUGUUUUAAUAGGACCUAAGUGAAUAAAGCGUAAUAUAUCAAUGCAUGCACAGAUAUUAUAAUGUUGAGCAUCUCGGAUAGGUUGUUUUACGUUCUGUUGAAUUAGUGGAUCUGUGUUGAAUUUUGAAAAUGUGAUCGUUUACAGGUCUGUGUAAGAAUCUGGAAACAUGUAUAAUAAAGAAUUCUGUUACAA